CUCUUCAACUGAAGGCUUACACAGACAGCACCCAAUCGAAAGUAUCAUCAAUCAAUCAAAAGUAAAAGCAAAUUCUUUUAUAUCUGAUCUCCAUUCAGAAAUAAGAUGAACCGUAAUCUAUAUCCAACUGAUACAAGCUAUGGAAACCGUUUAUCCAUUCAGACACCUGAAUUCGGUAAUUACUCUUCUUCAACAGCCAGCUUUUCCUCAAAUGGUAGCUCCAUCUCACAACAAGAUUCUCAUUCCUUCUAUCGAGACGCAUAUCACUCGCCUGACUAUACUUACACCUCAGAUGUAAGUAUGGCCGGUUUUACAGAUAAUGCAGAUGAUCUAGAGUACAGACUGAGACAACUGGAAAGUGCUAUGCUGGGAACCGAUCAAGAAUUUAUCGAAACUAAUGAUGUUUCUUCUUCUUGGGCUAGUACUAAUCAAUUUGCUUUAGAGUCUACUGAUGACAGAACAAUGACAGAUAUGAUAUCUAGACGAGACUUUAAAGAAUUACUUAUUGCUUGUGCUAAAGCCGUUGCAGAAAACGAUGCAAUUACUGCCAACUGGUUAAUCUCAGAGUUGCGUUCUAUGGUGUCGGUAUUUGGCGAGCCAGUGCAUCGAUUAGGAGCUUAUAUGUUGGAAGGGCUUGUAGCAAGAUUAUCUUCUUCAGGUAGUUCUAUUUACAAAUCCCUAAAAUGCAAGGAACCAAGUGGUGGCGAACUAUUUUCCUACAUGCGUUUACUCUACGAAGCAUGCCCUUAUUUCAAGUUUGGAUAUUUGUCCGCCAACGGAGCAAUUGCUGAAGCCAUGAAGAACGAAAAUAAGAUCCAUAUAAUUGACUUUCAGAUAGCGCAAGGUAGUCAGUGGGUAACCCUUAUCCAAGCUCUUGCUUCACGCCCCGGUGGACCUCCUAGGCUUAAAAUAACGGGUGUUGAUGAUUCAACAAAUGCGUAUGCAAGGGGUGGAGGAGUCAACAUUGUUGGUCAAAGGUUAGCGAGUUUAGCAGAGUCUUGUAACAUCCCAUUUGAGUUUCAUGGUGUUUCGGUUUCUGGUUCAGAGAUUGAAGUUGAUCAUCUUGGUGUUCAGCCUGGUGAACCCAUAGCCGUUAACUUUGCAUUCAUGCUUCAUCACAUGCCAGACGAGAGUGUAGAUCCUCAGAAUCAUAGAGAUAGACUUUUAAGACUUGUCAAGAGUUUAUCGCCCAAAGUUGUAACUCUAGUUGAACAAGAAUCCAAUGUCAAUACGGCCCCUUUCUUUAACAGGUUUCAAGAAACGUUCAGUUACUACUUGGCUAUCUUUGAAUCAAUUGAUGCAACUCUACCUAAGGACCAUCAUCAGCGGAUCAAUGUCGAACAACAUUGUCUUGCACGUGAUAUCGUCAAUAUUAUAGCAUGUGAGGGGGCUGAAAGGGUGGAGAGACAUGAACUUCUUGGGAAAUGGAAGUCUCGGUUUACUAUGGCUGGAUUCACACCAUACCCAUUGAGCUCCCUUGUGAACUCCACCAUAAAGGCUUUGUUGCUUGAGAACUACUCUCAAAAGUAUAGACUUGAAGAACGAGAUGGAGCUCUGUUUCUAGGAUGGAUGAAUCGUAACUUGGUUGCUUCUUGUGCAUGGAAAUGAUCUCAAAUGCACAUCAGAAAGUUUGUAAGUUCUUGAUGAUUGGCAAAACAUCCUUCCCACAUGUUAUAUAUGUAUAAUGUAUAAUAUGUCAAUUUUGUUAUAAUAAAUAAAUGCCCAAAAUUUUCAGAAUA
This is a messenger RNA of Erigeron canadensis, 1739 nucleotides long. Its product is annotated as scarecrow-like protein 21. Lineage: Eukaryota; Viridiplantae; Streptophyta; Magnoliopsida; Asterales; Asteraceae. The transcript is spliced from 2 exons. Gene Ontology annotation, cellular component: nucleus. Gene Ontology annotation, biological process: regulation of DNA-templated transcription. Gene Ontology annotation, molecular function: DNA-binding transcription factor activity; sequence-specific DNA binding. Bases 106 to 1608 code for a protein of 500 amino acids. The record is from RefSeq and is a predicted model, not a curated record.